UUUGUGUAAUUUUUUUUUUUUUAAAUUCUAAUCAAUAUUAUUCAUUAAAAGAUGUCAAUCAAGAAAACAGUUAAUCAAGAUUUACUAAGAGAACGUCAAAGAUGUACUUUCGAUCCAGAGGAAUUGACAAUCUUUUUAGAUGGAGGAAUUGAAAAGACAGAAGAACGUCGUUCAAGAGAGAAUUAUUUCUUUUCGGAUCCUGAAUUAGAAGAUAGUGUUCCAAAUGAAUAUCUUAGUCACAAAGAAAAAUAUGAGGAAGCAAUACGUAAAACAUGUAUUAUUUUUCGAAAAGUGCAAGAAUUACAAAACAGUGGUAAAGCUGGAAUGGAUAGUUACAGAUCCGUCUUAGGUGGCCUUUUGGGAUCAUCAAUGUUAAAAGAUGGAAAUCCAUUAGCAUUACAUUAUGUAAUGUUUAUUCCAACAAUAAUGGGACAAGGUACAAUUGAACAGCAAACAGAAUGGAUGCAAAAAGCUUGGACCUGCAGUAUAAUUGGUACAUACGCACAAACCGAAUUAGGCCAUGGUACAUUUAUUCGUGGUUUAGAAACAAUUGCUACAUAUGAUCCAAAGACACAAGAAUUUAUUUUGAAUAGUCCAACUUUAACGUCUUACAAAUGGUGGCCUGGUGGACUUGCACAUACUGCGAAUUACGCUGUAGUCGUUGCCCAACUUCAUACAAAAGGCAAAAAUGAAGGAAUUCAUCCAUUCAUAGUUCAACUUCGUGAUGAAGAGACUCAUAUGCCAUUGCCGGGUAUUAAAAUUGGAGAAAUUGGUACUAAACUUGGAAUGAAUGGAACAAAUAAUGGAUAUUUGGGUUUUGAAAGUGUUCGAAUACCACGAAAAAAUAUGCUGAUGAAAAAUAAUCAAGUUUUAGAGGAUGGAACUUUUGUAAAAGCACCAAAUUCAAAAUUGACCUAUGGAACAAUGAUGUUUGUAAGAGUGGUAUUAGUCAAUGACAUGGCAAAUUAUUUGUCAAAAGCAGUUACAAUAGCUACACGAUAUGCUGUUAUCCGAAGACAAUCACAACCGAAACCAGGGGAACCAGAACCACAAAUUUUGGAUUACGUCACACAACAAUACAAAAUUUUUCCAUAUCUCUCAUAUGUGUUCGCGUUCCGAUUUUGUGCAGCAUGGCUUUGGGAUAUGUACAAUAAUGUUUCAAAUGACUUAGAAAAAGGUGAUUUGGACAGUCUUCCAGAAUUACAUUCUAUUGCAUGUUGUCUAAAAGCUGUGAGUACAGCUGAUUCGGCUGAAGGUGUUGAAAAAUGUCGUUUGUCUUGUGGUGGUCAUGGAUAUAUGACAUCAUCAAAUUUUCCUCAAACAUAUGGCAUGGUUACGGCUGCAUGUACUUAUGAAGGUGAAAAUACCGUGCUAUUAUUACAAACUGCACGGUAUCUAAUGAAAGUUUGGCCAAGAGUUAUAGCAAAACAAUCAUUAACACCGGCUGUUAGUUAUUUACAUGAAGUUAAUCAAUUGAGAGGAAGUUAUUUCUUCAUCAACACGGUGCCUGGAAUUAUUAGUGCGCUAAAAUUAGUUGCGGCUGAGAAAAUUCGAUUGAGUUACGAACACAUAGAUAAACGUUUACGUCAAGGAAUGUGCUACGAAGAUGCUUGGAAUGAUGCAUCUAUACAAUUAGUUGCAGCUGCCGAAGCACAUUGUCGAUUAAUAUUGGUAGAAAAGUUUUAUGAAACUGUUAAAACUACUACCAAAACAUUAUCUCAACCAUUACAACUAGUCUUUAUGCAAUUAUGUGAAUUAUAUGCAGUUCACACUGCUACCAAAAUGUUAGGAGAUUUAAUUCGGUUUGCUUCGUUGAAUGGUGAAGCAGUUGACAGUUUACAAGAAUGGUUAGAAAAACUUUUAAAAGAACUUCGACCAAAUGUUGUGGGUAUUGUAGAUGGAUUUGACUUGAGUGAUCGUAUUCUUAAUUCAACUUUAGGAUCGUAUGAUGGUCGUGUUUAUGAACGUUUGUUCGAAGAAGCUGCCAAGAGUCCUUUGAAUCAAGAACCUGUUAAUAAAUCAUUCCAUUUGUAUUUAAAACCUUUCUUAAAAUCAAAUCUAUAAAUUUAGUAGUAAAAUUAUUUUUUACUUAUUUUUUGUAAUUAACUGUUUUACUUAGAAAAUGUUUGUUUUUUUAUAAUAAAUUUUAUAUACAGGGU
Chrysoperla carnea is the source of this 2159-nucleotide messenger RNA. Its product is annotated as probable peroxisomal acyl-coenzyme A oxidase 1. Gene Ontology annotation, biological process: lipid homeostasis; fatty acid beta-oxidation using acyl-CoA oxidase. Gene Ontology annotation, cellular component: peroxisome. The record is from RefSeq and is a predicted model, not a curated record. Lineage: Eukaryota; Metazoa; Arthropoda; Insecta; Neuroptera; Chrysopidae. The transcript is spliced from 8 exons. The coding region runs from base 52 to 2064 and encodes 670 amino acids. Gene Ontology annotation, molecular function: FAD binding; fatty acid binding; acyl-CoA oxidase activity.